Molecule: messenger RNA, 789 nt
Organism: Papaver somniferum (opium poppy)
Lineage: Eukaryota; Viridiplantae; Streptophyta; Magnoliopsida; Ranunculales; Papaveraceae
Exons: 5
Coding region: 1-789 (262 amino acids)
Source: RefSeq, a predicted model, not a curated record
AUGGGGACUUUGAAAAAAACUCUUGAAAUUCCUAAGAAGAAAUCAUACAAUCAAUGGACUGAAGAAGAGACUGAUGAACUAUUGAAAUUAUUGGUGGAAACUACACUUCAGCAUCAGAAAGACAAGAAUGGAGCCUUUACUAAGAAAACUGUAGAGGAAAAAAUAUUACCAAAACUUAACCAAAUAUGCGAAUGUAACAGAACUUAUGAGAACUUCAAAGGAAAAUACAGAUGUUCUGGAUUCGGUUGGAACAAGGAUUUAAAGAUGAUUGACGACACUGAAGAAAUGUGGGAAGAUUACUUGGAGGUUGAAUGCAUGGUUUAUUUAUUUUUGAAUUGUGUCAAUUGCCACCCGAAUCAUAGUAGCGUUAGACUAGAAAAUGGCACAUACUAUGGAUACUUGCUUCCUGUUUUUGGAAACAAAUGUGCAACUGGAAAGUCACAGUUGAUCUCACUCAAGAUGGUACAAGUGCUAGAACUUCUAUGGAGGAAGGUGAACAUCAAGAUGAUGGCGAAGAUGUUAAUGUCGAUGCAUGUUAUCGUUAUGGAAAAUUCCAAAGAGAAAGCUAAAGAAAGAGAAGACCGCAAAAUUGAAAAGGAAAUCCGUAGACUUGAAACGGAUAAGAAGGAAAAUAAACUAUGGGAUAUUGUUUAUGCCAUGUCAGAAAUUAUGUUGGAACAAAAGCUCAAAGUGAUUGAAAUGCUCGAUAGCAAUCAUAAGAAGAACAUAUUUAGACGUUCUAAUGCUGAAGAGAGAAAGCUCUGGAUUGCUUCAAAGUUGCGAGAAUGA